Molecule: messenger RNA, 2963 nt
Organism: Drosophila suzukii
Lineage: Eukaryota; Metazoa; Arthropoda; Insecta; Diptera; Drosophilidae
Gene: exd
Product: PBX homeobox extradenticle
Biological process (GO): regulation of transcription by RNA polymerase II; animal organ morphogenesis; embryonic organ development
Cellular component (GO): nucleus
Molecular function (GO): DNA-binding transcription factor activity, RNA polymerase II-specific; RNA polymerase II cis-regulatory region sequence-specific DNA binding
Source: RefSeq, a predicted model, not a curated record
AUAUCGAUUUAUUUUUCUGCGUAUACAGAACAUACUUUCCUUUCAUUGUAUUCCAAAAAAUAAUAUAUUUAUACUUGCGGAAGUUUACAACUGCAACAAUGUGUCGCUAAAUUCAAGUGAAUGUAAUAUAAUAUAUGACUGGCUCGGGAAGUAUACAGAAAAGGCAGUAACGAUAAACGAAAACCAAAUAAGUUUCUGUUGCUUGGGUUGAAAUUGUUCGGCGAGUCAUGGAGGAUCCGAAUCGCAUGUUGGCCCACACAGGUGGCAUGAUGGCUCCCCAGGGAUAUGGUUUGUCUGGCCAGGAUGAUGGCCAAAACACUGGCAGCGAGAACGAGGUGCGCAAGCAGAAGGACAUCGGCGAGAUAUUGCAACAGAUCAUGAGCAUUUCGGAACAAUCACUGGACGAGGCGCAGGCCAGAAAACAUACCCUCAACUGUCACCGUAUGAAGCCGGCACUCUUCUCCGUGCUUUGUGAAAUCAAGGAGAAGACUGUCCUGUCGAUUCGCAACACCCAGGAGGAGGAGCCCCCAGAUCCGCAACUGAUGAGACUGGACAACAUGUUGAUUGCCGAGGGCGUGGCAGGACCUGAGAAAGGAGGUGGCGGAGCGGCGGCUGCCUCUGCGGCUGCGGCCAGCCAGGGUGGGUCCCUGUCCAUAGAUGGGGCCGACAAUGCCAUCGAGCAUUCCGACUACCGUGCCAAGCUGGCACAGAUUCGUCAAAUAUAUCACCAGGAGCUGGAGAAAUACGAGCAGGCAUGCAAUGAGUUCACCACCCAUGUCAUGAAUCUUCUGCGUGAACAGAGUCGCACGAGACCCAUUACACCAAAAGAAAUCGAACGAAUGGUGCAGAUUAUCCACAAAAAGUUUAGUUCCAUACAAAUGCAGCUGAAGCAGUCGACCUGUGAGGCUGUAAUGAUUCUCCGUUCGCGAUUCCUAGACGCACGCCGCAAGCGCCGUAACUUCAGCAAGCAGGCAUCCGAGAUCCUCAAUGAGUACUUCUACAGUCACUUGAGCAACCCAUAUCCAUCCGAAGAGGCCAAAGAGGAGUUGGCACGCAAGUGCGGCAUCACGGUCUCCCAAGUGUCCAAUUGGUUUGGCAACAAGCGUAUUCGCUAUAAGAAGAACAUUGGUAAGGCACAGGAGGAGGCCAAUUUGUAUGCGGCCAAGAAGGCUGCUGGUGCUUCACCGUAUUCCAUGGCUGGUCCUCCAAGUGGGACAACCACACCCAUGAUGUCACCCGCUCCGCCACAGGAUUCCAUGGGCUAUCCAAUGGGAUCCGGCGGCUAUGACCAGCAGCAACCGUACGACAACAGCAUGGGCGGUUACGACCCAAAUCUACAUCAGGAUCUAAGCCCCUGAGGAUCAGGGCUGUGAGCCACUCCCCAGCCGGAGAAACCCUCAUACAGUUGCGGUCAAAAUAAUGCUGCAUUGAAAAUCUAUCAUGGCAGUUUCUUCUUAAUUAUGUAAGUUCUCUUUUGCUUUCUUUUUUUGCUCUAGGACCUUGACCUUAAUGGUUUUUAAUUCUGCUGUGCUUUUCUUUUUCCGAGUCAGAUAAGUUUAAAAUUCCCCAUAAAUUUAGAUAUAGUUCAGAUAGAUAUACGAGUGAGUAGAAUACAAAUACGUAAUAGCUAGUUUGUGCUUGCUAGAUUUCGGUUCGUGGAAAACCUUGCCCUCCUAAAAAAAACAAAAAUGAGUAUGAUAAUAAUAUUGUUUUCUAAAUAGCACAGUCUUCCCGACUUAAACCCUGCUAUUUAACAAUUUUGGUGGGUUUACACCUAAAAUGAGAUCAAGAAAUCGAUUAGGCUAAUUUGCGCAAAAAUAUAUGCUUCCUUCCUUAUUGGUUCAAAUGCAAGCAUGUUUUUAACAUGUAAAGUGUAAAAUAAAUACGUAAUAUUUUGUUUAAGCGAUUUUGUUUUAUGACCCACUGAUGUCAGGGUUUAUUCGUAACACAAAUUAUUGAAAGGAAAAGAAAAAUAAUCAACGCAGAGACUUUUUCUGUAGGACGACAACCAUUAGCUUAUAUGCAUUAACCAUUGAAGAACAUAUUCAAAGAAACUCAAUUAAACUGGUAGUAUACGAAUAUUUUUACCAAGAAUGAAGGCACACACUAUUUUCAGGGCUAUUAUUUUGACCGCAGCUGUGUAUAAAUAUAUUUUAAUACAUUUACCUACAUUUGCGGGUAUAUACAAAUAUUGCAUGUGUAAAUCAUACUAUGACGGUUCUUUUUGGCUACAGUACGUAUACGACAGCAAAAUAGUGUUUACUAAAUUUAAAUCUGUACGAAAUUUUUAACUUGAACAAUACGAAACUAAACCAUGUAUACGAUGUAUAUCAAAUAAAUAAAUAAUACAUGUUGUUGUUAUCCGCACACGUCAACUAAUUACAAAUAUUUAAAAUGUAAAACGGAGAAGAUUUUUGAAAAUAUUCAAUGUCUCGUUUCUGUCGUAAGACGAAUUUUUUCUAUACUGGAUUCCAUUUUAAAGUUAAAAAAAACACCUUUUUAUUGGUAUUUUAUUAAGUCUCAAAAAUCACGUGUUUUUUUAUAACAUAAAGUAUUAUAUAUUAUUUACUGCUUUUAAACUUUUUUAAAAUUUAAUGGCAUUGGCUGUAUUAUUUUGAUUUUUCAAAUAUAUGUGCAAUAUGUAUUGAUGUACGUAAGAAUUCCGAACAAAGAGAUUUCCGAAUCAUCCCCGAAUAAAAGUGUUUUCGUAGAAAAAAUUCGCCUUUCGCCUUGAAUGAAAUAUACAUAAUUUUUUGACUAUAUUGAAACGGAUAUAUAAAAACAGAUUAUUUGAAAUGAAUACAAAAAACGAUUAUAAUUUUAACUGAUAAUUAAUAUAUAUCUUCGCCCGUCUUUCGCUCACACAACGGUCAAACGAAACCAUUCAAUGUAUUUCAGUAUGAUAAGGUAUUGCAGUAAAAAUUUUGGAUAACAAUAGAAAAAUAUAUAAAUACACAACUUUA